UCCUGCCCAUCGUUACAAUUUCGCAGAAAUUGAAAGUUACUYGAUCAUCUCUUAUUUCCCUGAAGUAGAUCUUCUACAUUUAAAACAUUUUUUCUGUAAUUAUGCCUGUGAUUUGAUCCACCGAAAAAAUCUUAAUAUAAUGGAUGAACCAUCACCAACGAAGCUGGAUAACAGCUUGAUAGAGAUGUGCCUUGUGGUUGGUAUGGACCAAGAUACUGGACUUACUCCAGUUUCUACCAAGGAAAAGGUUGUGUCUGGUUCUAACAGCAAGAAUUUGCCAAUUUUUAAAUCAUUCUACAAGCCUUAUGUGCUGGCGGCAUUGUCAGGAGAGACUGCAGUGUUUACAUACACAACGACUGAAGUUGAUGGAAGUCCAUUCUACCCGCCGGGUUCUGUGACAUCAUCUACUCCCGUCAAAGGYACAAAGUCAAUACGUCGACGUGUAUCAACAGGUCCUGGUCUUGGGAGUACAAUGUUACCAAUAGCAGCAGGAGUAUUAACAAGUCUGCCACCACUUUGUUUACCAGAUGGAGGUCAAGUGUUUGAUAAACCACAAGAGAGUGUUGUUCAUUACUUGGUUUUAACAGAUAUUGAAGGCACCAGGACAUAUUGCUGUUGUUUAAAGAUCUACAAACCAUAUUUAGCUAAAGAGAAUGAUGACAUCCCUGGCCAGUAUGAUCUCAUCUUUUCCAACCCUGAUUAUGAUGAAGAAGUAACAGAUAGGUCGUCCUACACACUAUGUUAUGCUCCAUUAUGCUGCUGUAUCAUCUCAAAGUAUCCAUAUUUUAGUGUUUUUAAAGACUGCCUUUCAAGAUAUGAUGAGCCAAGRAAAUUAAGAAGUGGUCUUAUGCAGUUUGUUUCCCAACUGGCAAUGGUUCCUAUUCCACCUCCUGGCUCUCUGGCAAUAGAAUUUUCCUUGAGUGGUGUAAURCAUACUGUUGCUCCUGUUGAUGAACCAGAUAAAAGGAUUAUAGACAUUGAGUUGCAUUAUCCUUUCUUGCAUUUUUCCUUGGAUGAUAUUCUUCUUCUCAUGAGCUGYGUUCUCACCCAACAAAGACUUAUUUUCAUGUCAUCAAAGUAUGCCAUGUUAACAUUAGUCAUUGAAAGUAUUUUUUCCUUCAUUCAACCUCUUUCUUGGAGCUGGACUUAUGUCCCUGUUUUACCAAACAAUCUUGUAGACAUGACGGAAGCUCCUGGUGUGUAYAUAAUAGGAUGCCAUACCAGCCUUAAACCACAGAUUGAAAGAGCAAUGUCUAUGCAUGAGAUGGCAGACAUCAUCAUUGUGAAUAUUGACGAAGGCAAGAUAAUACAGGGYGACAGUGUGGAAGUUCAAAGGAUACCAAUACGUGUUGCUGACCCUUUYAAAGCCAGAAUGAAGAAUGUUUCACCAUUGUUUGACUUGCACAAUAUAAGCAGACCAACAUUUCUAACUGUACAUGACUUGAAGAAGGAAAGGCAUCGCUUUGUGACACAGUUCAACAAUGCAGUCUUGACAGCAUCUUUGGAAAUGAUGGCUAAAAUGCUUCCCUCGAGUGAUAUCCCCACAGAAGCAUCCAACUUGCAGGGGGAGAAUUUUUUUGAUUUAACUGCAUUCAUUGAGUCCAAUGCUGAGGAGGAUCAGGAUUUUUAUAAGGCAUUAUGCUCAACCCAUGCAUUUUCAAAGUACCUUGAGGAUAGACUACGAAAUCCAGAAAAGCGAGAUUACUUCACAGCAGUUAUGGACAGAGUGAGGCCACAGCAUGAUAGACCUCAAUUAAGAAAACGUAGCUCAUCAGUCAGUCCACCAAAGUCUGCAUCAAGUGCAACUUCUAAUGAAGAAUCAAAAGAGUCUCUUCCUUUGUCAACUUUUACUCUUCCACUCUUUACAUUUGAAGGAAUCUUUAAGGGUAGUUUCUAUGAUGCCUGUUUGGCUGAGGGAGUCCCCCUCACUUACACUAUCGACUUAGAGAYAAACGAUAUACAACACAGAAAGUACUUAUUUAAAAAUUGCGUGAAAAUGGAAAAACUGAGAAGAAUCUCUCUCGAAAAGCUGGCAAGAUCAAGGAUAUUUUCUGAUUCAAACGUAGUCGAACUCGUUCAAUUUGAAGAGGAGACUGACUACUUAAACCGAAACAGGCUCAGAGUCACAACCUCGGCAGUACCUUCCAGUCCCUUGGAUCAAACUGACUUUAUCAAGAGAGCUACAAUGUUACAAAUCACAGACWGCUAUCAGACGGCAGAAAAGCUGUUUGAGGUGCUCAUGAACAAGAUGAACAAACUUGUUGAUCCCGCUGUCUUCAGCAACUUCUAUCGAUCUUUACAAGAGACGGACCGCACAGCACAAUCGAUCAAAUUGCCAGGAAUUACUGCCGAAGUAGGAGAGACCGUUGUAUUAGCGUCGUCAUGGUUACGAACAGCCACAGGCAAUGGCAGACUUAUUGCAACGACAAGCAGAUUAAUAUUCAUGAACGAGGGAACCCAUAAAUGUGAGCCGGUGAUGCGAUUUGAUGACAUACGAGACGUUGAGAACUAUCAACAUUAUGUUGUUAUACCACCAGGCGUGGCAUCGUUAAAGAUCACCAGUCGAUGUAAAAAGACUACCCCUUUCAUCGUAUGCUUAAAGGAGGACAGAACAUUCUGGAAUGACUGUAUACGAGAAAUGAUGGCAGGGUAUAAGAUAGGACAAGAAACCAAAGACCAUCAAAUAAUCAAGCAAGCUUCUCAGAAUGUUAUAAUAGCCGACGCCCUACGUGGAAGUGAUAACCUUGGCGCGACAGGAAAAAUCUURUAUUUAAAAGAUAUUCCAGAGGCUGUAAUUGAACAAAAGAAGCUCUCUAAAGAGACCAAAAAGAUGUUGGAAAGACGAAUUGAUCCAACACCACAAGCUGACGAAACACAAAAGACGACUAUAGAAGCAAUGGUUUUCGCGCCAGAAAGCAAGGAAAAUGGCAACGAAGCAGAGGUGUGGUGUGGAUUGGGGUCUGGUGCUGUUGUUGUCAUAGAUACAAUAACGUGGAAUAUUGUCACGGUGUUGCGAUAUGCUCGUGAUCGUGUGAGUUGUCUUGAAUCAGUUGAUAAAAACCACAUUUGGGUCGGUUCAAUGGACGCCACAAUAUACAUUAUCAAUAGAAAGACCAAGCAAGCUGACCAGCAACUUCACAGCCAUCAUGACUACAUCUCMAGUAUUAUCAAGACUUACAACAAAGACGGUUCCUUGACCGUGUGGAGUACAAGUCUAGAAGGGCUUAUCAUUGGCUGGGAUCCGGUAACACUUACACCCAAGAAAACGAUCAAGCUUCAUGGUGUGAAAACUAUGACCACUGUUGUUGCUAUUGGAAACGCCUUCUGGUGUGUGACAAAAUAUGCAGUAUUAGUUGUUGAUCGAGAUUCGGAUGGUAGUCACAAGACAUUGACAUGCAAAGCAGACAAGGAAAAUGCUCGCUCUAUUGACUGCUUGUGCGUGAUUACACUUGACACUCAGGUAUGGGGAGGUGGCCGAGACGGUACCAUCUAUAUCAUUAAUGCGCAAAACUUUACAAUUGAAAAGACUCUACAGCUCCACAAAGAUCGAAUCCGUUCCAUGUGUCUGACCGAUACCUCGUUCAUCCUUACGGGGCCUGGGUCCAGUGACGGACGAAUCGCAGUUUGGAAAACUCACCUUUUUGACAUCAAAGACAACUGUGACGAUGGAUUUGAAAUUGUAGAAGAAGGCAUUGUUAGAGCUGACAGCGUAAAGAAUUUCACCAGAAAGAAAAAUGUGGAGUGGUAUUCACGAGUUUAUGAAAACCACUAGGUGUAUUUUAAUAAUUAGAAUUUUCUUUUUAUAUGUUUUAUAAAUUCUUAGUUCAAACACAGAAACAAUUUCUUAUUUGAAAGUUCGSAAGUUAAAAACAAGAGUUCACGGAUUUAUAGCCUGCGUUGARGCGUCCCUCGUUGAGGGMARAGGGGCUGAUUCUCUAUAUAGAUUUAUCCUUAGCGAAUUGAAUUUUUGCUAGAGAUCUGUAAUGWGGUAAUUUGCACAAAUUAUCUCAACUAAUUUUGUUCAUGAUAAUUAUCAUAAUUAUAGAAAUAUGUAUAAAAUUUUACUGUCUAAUUUAGUUAGAAAUAUAUACUUAAUAAAGUUAGAAAAAAAAACUAAUCUUGGGAUUCGAACCCUGGGCCACAAAAUCAAAAAAGUGCCAAGUAAUCAGUUAUUAUGUAAACAGGAAGCUGGAWCAAAACGAGAAAGCAAUGAAAAUUUCAGAGAUCUGUCUUAUUUUUUAUCUACAUGCCUUUUCUCUUUCGGUCUUCUUUUUCUUAGGCAAACAUUUAACAAUAUAUUUCAGAUAUUUAAAAAAAAUCAAAAAUUUUGAAACAAAUUCGGUUGGGGGAGGAAAGAGCUCGAGGAAGUACUAUUCCAGUACUCUACGUAUUUUGCAAAACACCUGCGAAUUCAGCGCUUGCAAGAAUUUGCGUGGGGAAAAAGAUCCGCAUUGCUGACCGACGAUUGAUAUCUAUUUAUAGAUUUAUAUUUUGUAACAAAGAUUUGCUGUUACUCCGAGUUUCGUGCUUAUGCACUCAUCAGACAGUAUUUAAUAGAUUUUUAAUAAAAAAAAUUAACAAUAA
This is a messenger RNA of Exaiptasia diaphana, 4584 nucleotides long. RefSeq names its product DENN domain-containing protein 3. Gene Ontology annotation, biological process: regulation of Rab protein signal transduction. Gene Ontology annotation, molecular function: protein binding. Lineage: Eukaryota; Metazoa; Cnidaria; Anthozoa; Actiniaria; Aiptasiidae. The record is from RefSeq and is a predicted model, not a curated record. Gene Ontology annotation, cellular component: cytoplasmic vesicle.